Messenger RNA from Colletotrichum paranaense, 1638 nucleotides. Its product is annotated as metalloprotease. The transcript has 2 exons. The coding region runs from base 1 to 1638 and encodes 545 amino acids. The record is from RefSeq and is a predicted model, not a curated record. Gene Ontology annotation, cellular component: cell surface; extracellular matrix; protein complex involved in cell adhesion. Lineage: Eukaryota; Fungi; Ascomycota; Sordariomycetes; Glomerellales; Glomerellaceae. Gene Ontology annotation, biological process: cell-cell adhesion; proteolysis. Gene Ontology annotation, molecular function: oligosaccharide binding; N-acetylgalactosamine binding; zinc ion binding.
AUGUCUGUUGCAAGCACGAUCUUCUUUCCCCUCUGUGGCACCGAUGGUCUCCAGACAGGCUCAGAACCUAUUCCUGCAGGCAAUCUUAUUGGCGAGGAUGGCGCUCCUUCCAAUCUGGCUGUCAAUGGUGACAAGUUCUGGCCCGCUGGCAAGAAGCUUCACGUUCGUUUUUUGAAUGGCAGUCUCCAGGUCCAAAAGAGUGUGAAAUACUGGGCGCAGAGAUGGGAAGAGUUCGCCAAUAUCAGCUUCAAGUUCUUGGCCGAGAACGACAAAGCCGACGCAGACAUCCGAAUCGGUUUCCGACUGCCGGGAUACGCAGGUACCUGGUCGUAUGUUGGCAGGGACGCGACCAAGUUCGUCCUAUCGCAGAAACAACCCACCAUGCAUUUCGACGAAAUCAACGACAACUCUAGGGAGAGCGAGAUCUGCCACUUUGUCUUGCAUGAGUUUGGCCACGCCAUCGGUUGUGUCCAUGAACACCAAGCCAACCGGAUCGAAUGGGACAGGGCACGCGUCAUUGCUGAUUGUCUUGCCCGCUACAAGUGGGACGAGGAAACCACAAAGCAGCAGAUUCUGAACUUGGAGCCCGACUUAACGAGGUUGACAAAGACAUCCUUCGAUUCUAACUCAAUCAUGUGCUAUUGGUUCCCUCCUGAGUGGACCGUGAACAGGCAAUCUGCCCCAAAGAACCUGAACUUUUCAGACAACGACAAGAGUUUCAUCAACAGGGUAUACCCUUUUCGUACGCGUAACGAUGGCAAGCUUGACAUUGUACCGGGAAUUCGAACAUCCGAAAAUAACGUUGUGGCUCUGAAUUCGAAGGCAGUUGACUUCACUCCUCCAUAUCUCGCCCCGCCUCUGAUGGCUCUCGGCCUGACGCAGCUCGACGAGACAAACAACGCAAACAUCCGGGUUCGGCUUGGAGCCGAGGCUAUCACCAAAGAAAGUUUCAAGCUUAACAUGGACACCUGGUCUGACUCAGUAAUGCAGAAUGCCGGUGCGACAUGGCUCGAAUUCUCACCAGAUGAGCGACAAUACCAAGUGGGUUCCUAUAGCACGCUUGAAGAUCGAGACCUUGGAGUGCUGGCGAAGCGGGUUCGAGAUGAUGCCACUGGCAUGACUCUGAGCCAAGAUAUUACGCAGAUUGAAUUCCCGCGGGACGCUUACGCCGAGGGCCAGCCUCCCAGAAUCAUAACUUGGUUGACAGGCCUUGACCUAGGAAAGGAUGCAAAUUGGCGGAUUAGAUGCUUUGCCCGAGCAGUCACGCACAAAGGCUUCGAAUUGGUCAUCGAGACUUGGGCAGACACCGUUUGCUACAGCGCUAGCGCCUCGUGGGUGGCCCACCCCGCAGAUCAGGAAGGGGUCCAGAGCGGCAAGGUCAGCUCCUCAAAUGUGCGGGAAUGGUUUCCCCCGGUGGCAAAGACCAAAGUCAAGGUAAACUUCGCGGGGAAUGGUGCAUUCGAAAAGACGCCCAAAGUCUUCAUUGGUCUGAGUGAGCUGGACAUGGAUAGUGCCAAGAAGCUAAGGGUCAAGGUCUUUGCGGACAAGAUCACCCCAGAUGGGUUCAUUUGGCACGGGGAAACCUGGGACGAUAGUCUGCUGUACGCUGUUGGAGCUGACUGGAUUGCUUUUGGUUAG